AACAACAACAACAUAUUUUAUGAAAAUUUGCUGCAAUAUUUAUUGUAUAUUUUCGUAUUUACAUAAAUUGUCAAGCUGAUUCGCAAGAGAAAAUUCGUUGUAAACAUGUCGGACAACGAAAUAGAGGACGUGUCAUUUUUACCUGGUGAAAGUCUCCACAGAAGAGCCAUAUACGAACCAAAUAUUAUACAAAAGCUUCGUAAUGUUGCAUGCAACAAGGGACGGGCCGCUGUCAUUGCAACCAUAGGCUGUUUAUUUCUACUUGUGAUAGCGUUGAUAGCUGCCUUGUCCACAGGCAGAUCUUGCAAAACAAUCAUUUCUGAAGACAGUGAAAAACCUGAAAUUCCUUCAGAACCGAAGAAUGACUACAUAUCAACCAACGGGAAACCCUUCCCUUACAAGGAUAUACGGCUGCCAAAAUCAGUCAUUCCUACCCAUUAUCAGCUACUCCUCCAUCCGAACAUAUCACAGUCCUUUUUCAGUGGGACGGUAAAAAUUCACUGUGAUAUUACGCAUCGCACCAAUUUUAUUGUAUUUCAUGUGAAAACUUUAAAUAUAACAAAGUUAGAAUUACAAGACCUUAAAAAGUUGGGUCAGAUUGAGAUUUUAAACUGGUUGGAGUAUAAGACAAAUGAGCAGGUUUUUGUCAAACUUGGAACCAGACUAGAAGCAGGGUCAAAGGUCAUUCUGGAGGUGGACUUUCAAGGUGACCUUGUAAAGAAACUGGCAGGAUUUUACAAGAGUAUGUACAAAACAAACAAAGGCGAAGAAAGAUACAUUGCUACAACUCAUUUUGAGCCGACUGAUGCACGUGCAGCUUUCCCGUGCUUUGAUGAACCUCAACUGAAAGCCACUUUCAAACUAUCUAUGAUACGUGAUGCAAACCACAUCUCACUAUUCAAUAUGCCCUUAAAGAACACACAGGAGUAUGGAAGUGGGCUAAAAAUGGAUAUUUUUGAUGAAACUGUAAAAAUGAGUACAUAUCUGGUAGCGUUUGUGGUCUGUGAUUACCAGAAUAUUACGAAAUCUACUAAGAGAGAUGUGAUGGUGAGAGUUUUCGCCCCCAAAGAUUCCAUACAUGCCGCACAUUUUGCCUUGGAAACAGCCGUCAAAGUCAUAGAUCAUUAUGAAGAUUUCUUUGGAGUUCCUUAUCCACUGCCUAAACAAGAUUUAAUAGCUAUUCCUGAUUUUGCUGCUGGUGCAAUGGAGAACUGGGGUCUGAUAACUUACAGAGAAACUGCUGUACUGUAUGACCCAACUGUGUCAUCAGCCAGGAAUAUGGAAAGGGUUGCUGUUGUAGUAGCACAUGAACUAGCACAUCAGUGGUUCGGGAAUCUUGUAACCAUGGCCUGGUGGGACGACCUUUGGUUGAAUGAAGGGUUUGCAAGUUUUGUGGAAUAUAUUGGCAGUGGAGUAGGCCAUGAAGACUGGAAAAUGGAUGAACAGUUUGUAACAGAAACACUGUUAAAUGCCCUGUUCCUGGAUGGCCUGGAGAACUCUCAUCCCAUCAACCUUCAGGUGGACAACCCAAACCAGAUCAAUGAAUUGUUUGAUACAAUAACUUAUGAUAAGGGAGCAUCUAUUAUCAGGAUGUUAAACAAGUUUUUAGGAGAUGAAGUUUUCAAAAAAGGGCUGAAAUCAUACCUAAACCAGUAUAAAUAUAGCAAUGCAGCCACCAAUGAUCUAUGGAAUUCUUUGUCAGAGGCCGUCACUAACAGUAAGGCAGAUAUCAACACUGAUGUAAAAAGUUUGAUGCGUACUUGGACAGAACAGAUGGGCUUCCCUGUAAUUACUCUUGAAAGGCAGAAAGGUGGACAUAAAGUUUCAAUCAGACAAGAGAGAUUUCUGCUGUACAAACAGCCAAACAUUAGUACACAGUCUACAUCACCUUUUGGGUACAUGUGGGAAGUUCCGUUUACAUACUCUCUAGCAUCAAAACCAAACGAAGUCAAAAAGUACCUGCUGAAAGAUGCAUCAGGUUCAUUUGAAGUACCUGCAGAUAUUACUUGGAUCAAAGGGAACUACCACAUGUACGGAUAUUACAGAGUGAACUAUGAUGAAGAUGGCUGGAGGGCUUUGAUUGGUCAGCUGAACGUUAACCAUUCAGUGUUUACAGCAACAGAAAGGGCGGGAAUGAUUGACGAUGCUUUCAUGCUGGCACGAGCUGGGCUACUGAAUUACAGUAUAGCCCUUGAUCUCUCACUGUACAUGGUGAAUGAAGAGGAUUACAUUCCCUGGCAGACAUUGAUAGAUAACUGGAAAUUUAUAGAACAUAGGAUAGAAGAUAAACCAGUCUAUUCUAGAUUUAAAAACGUUCAGCUGAAACUUAUGAAAAAACAGAUAGAAAAGAUGACAUGGGAGGACGAAGGUUCUAUGCUUGACAAAUAUUUAAGGACUGCUAUCCUUAAUUUAGCUGUUAGUCUAGAACAUGAGAAAUCUGUGAACAAAGGGAAAGAACUCUUCCAGCAAUGGAAAACAAAUCAUAGAAGCAUACAAGUGAAUUUAAAGAGUGUGAUAUACAGGACUGGCAUCAUGUAUGGUAAGGAAGAAGACUGGGACACAGUCUGGAAUGCUUUUCUAACUGAGAAUGAUGCAUCAGAGAAGAUGAAACUGUUAACUGCUCUAGGACAGUCAAAAGAUUAUAGACUUCUCUCUAGGUUAAACAAUUUUAGUUUGAAUGAGACUUUAGUGCGAAGACAAGAUGCAUUCAGAGUUUUAACGUCUGUUUCCGGUACAUAUGUAGGGCAGCUCCUUGCUUGGAGAUUCUUCAGGCAGAACUGGGAAGUGUACGUUGAUAGGUAUGCUUCUACAUCGUUCAUAUUUUCAACUUUGAUUAAAGGUACCUGCUCAAAUUUUGCCACCCAGUUUGAUUAUGACGAGGUGCACACGUUCUUUAAAACCAGGGAUGCUGGAACAGGCAAACGAGCAGUCAGCCAAGUAUUGGAGAAAAUCCAGUCUAACAUUGACUGGACACAAAGAUACGAGAAGACUGUCACAGACUGGAUUAAUAAACGUGGAGAGAAACCAGUCUAGUAUUGACUGGGCACCCAGAUAUGAGAGUUAUAUCACAGACUGGUUUCAGAAACAUAACGAAAAAAAUGUAUAACAUAUAGACAGGCUGGUAUAAUAAUGUAAAUAUAAGUCUUUGAUACUAAGGUUAAGACAGGUUUAUACAAGUAUGUGAGUAUCAGUAAAAAAAAGUAAUCAAACUUUGAUUGGUUGAUACAAAAGUUGGAAAAUAAACUAAAACUUGGAAUGUCAAUUUGAUUAAGUUAAACAUGUUUCUUUGCUUGAACUAGCUGUUAUAAAUACGUGAUUAUAGGCCAGAACGUUCUCUGUUCUAGAUUGGUUGUAUAAGAAUUUGAAAAUUAGUCAGUUUGAGUAAAACAUGUCUUUGCUGGGACUGGCUAUUAUAGAUAUGUGAUUAUAGGCCAGAACAUUGUCUAUUCUAGAUUGGUUGUAUAAGAAUUUGAAAAUUAGUCAAUUUGAGUAAAACAUGUGUCUUUUAAUUUGAGUAAAACAUGUGUCUUUGCUGGGGCUGGCUAUUAUAGAUAUGUGAUUAUAGGCCAGAACAUUGUCUAUUCUAGAUUGAUUGUAUAAGAAUUUGAAAAUUAGUCAGUUUGAGUAAAACAUGUCUUUGCUGGGGCUGGCUAUUAUAGAUAUGUGAUUAUAGGCCAGAACAUUGUCUAUUCUAGAUUGGUUGUAUAAGAAUUUGAAAAUUAGUCAGUUUGAGUAAAACAUGUGUCUUUGCUGGGACUGGCUAUUGUAGAUAUGUGAUUAUAGGCCAGAACAUUGUCUAUUCUAGAUUGGUUGUAUAAGAAUUUGAAAAUUAGUCAAUUUGAGUAAAACAUGUGUCUUUUAAUUUGAGUAAAACAUGUCUUUGCUGGGGCUGGCUAUUAUAGAUAUGUGAUUAUAGGCCAGAACAUUGUCUAUUCUAGAUUGAUUGUAUAAGAAUUUGCAAAUUAGUCAAUUUGAGUAAAACAUGUGUCUUUGCUGGGACUGGCUAUUUUAGAUAUGUGAUUAUAGGCCAGAACUUUUUUGAACAUAGACUGAUUGGUUAAACAUUUGAAAAAAAGCCUUAACUAGAUGUAGAUGCUUAGGAAAAUAACAUUAUGUUAACAGAUGAUACGAGCCGUGCCAUGAGAAAACCAACAGUGACUUUGCGACCAGCAUGGAUCCAUACCAGCCUGCGCAUUCACGCAGUCUGGUCAGGAUCCAUACUGUUCGCUGACAGUUUCUCUAAUUGCAAUAGGCUUUGAAAGCGACCAGCAUGGAUCCUGACCAGCGGAUUCUCAUGGUGCGGCUCAUAUGGCAGUCCAGUAUCGAGUACCAACAGUGGAUUAAUUGUAUGUGUCUAUU
Molecule: messenger RNA, 4359 nt
Organism: Mercenaria mercenaria
Lineage: Eukaryota; Metazoa; Mollusca; Bivalvia; Venerida; Veneridae
Product: endoplasmic reticulum aminopeptidase 1-like
Exons: 17
Coding region: 106-3033 (975 amino acids)
Biological process (GO): peptide catabolic process; proteolysis
Cellular component (GO): cytoplasm
Molecular function (GO): zinc ion binding; peptide binding; metalloaminopeptidase activity
Source: RefSeq, a predicted model, not a curated record